Aspergillus glaucus CBS 516.65 is the source of this 1319-nucleotide messenger RNA. Its product is annotated as Zn(II)2Cys6 transcription factor. The transcript has 2 exons. The coding region runs from base 1 to 1257 and encodes 418 amino acids. NCBI's taxonomy places the organism in Eukaryota, Fungi, Ascomycota, Eurotiomycetes, Eurotiales, Aspergillaceae. Gene Ontology annotation, molecular function: zinc ion binding; DNA-binding transcription factor activity, RNA polymerase II-specific. The record is from RefSeq and is a predicted model, not a curated record. Gene Ontology annotation, biological process: regulation of transcription by RNA polymerase II.
AUGAGGCCUGUGAAAUCAAGGCGUACACAUCAAAAAUCGCGCUCGGGAUGCAGUAAUUGUAAGCGGAGGCGUAUUAAGUGCGACGAGAAAAAGCCCAUCUGCACCAAUUGCGCCAACCAUGAGGUCGAAUGUAUCUUCUCCGCGCGUGGAAGCUCCGAAGUAUCUUCUGCUGCAUCCGGAUCGUUAUCACCCACCGAACGGUGCCCUCGAGAAAAGAAGUACCGCUUCCGCACCUCUCAAUAUACAACUGAGAUCUGGAAGCGAACGGCCCAAUCACCAACCCUGAAGUCUACAGAAACGCAGCAUAAAGAUGUAUCUACAGAAGCAAGUACGGAUUUUAUCUCAAUGCCUGACCUCCAACUCUUCCACCACUUUCUCGUCUCCACAAUCCCCACCACAGUCGACGACGAGCAUGGACGCGCUGUCUGGCAGAAUCACGUCGCGCAAUGGGCUUUUGAGUUCCCUUCAAUUCUACAUCUUAUUUUGGCUCUUUCAGCGCUGCACAUGGGUCACGAAAAGCCAGGAUUGCGGGAGCAGUACCUCCAACAAGCCGACGACCAUUUCACAUUCGGAGUCCAGUCCGUUACAGCUGUGCUCUCCGAACUCAACGCAGACACAUGUCAAAAAGUGUACAUAUCCGCCGUGAUGAUCUGUUUUGCAUAUUUUGGCCGAGGACCCCGGCCAGGGGAGUAUCUUGUCUUCAGCGACAACGGUCCUGCGGAGUGGCUGGUGCUUAUGCACGGCGUGAAGUUGAUUCUGGAAUCACACCAUAGUAAGGUGUUCAGCGGGAUCUUAGAGCCCAAGCCAAGCUCGGAUGUUGCGAACAUGAGCCCGCCAAUGCAAAACGAACUACAAGAACACAUCGCGCAAGUCCAAGGACUGCAACGCCUCGUCGAUCUACAACAUUCAUGGGACGCGGGAGACCGCGUCAUGUACUUGUCUGCCAUCGACAACCUAACAUCCACGCUGGAAGAAGUAUACCUAAAACGCUCCCUCCACAAACCAGCCGUUGGCUUAAUGCACAUCCUAAUAGGGUGGUUAUACCGACUUCCCCGAGAUUUCGUGGCGCAGUUGGAACGGAAGGAUUCGCUUGCUUUGGUGAUUCUUGCGCAUUGGGCUGGGCUGUUGAAGUAUAUGGAGUCUGUGUGGUUUAUGACGGGAUGGGGGGAGCAUGUGUUGAAUGGGGUUUGUGCGUUUUUGCCGGCUGAUUUGUGGGGGUGGGUUGAGUGGCCGAUGGAGCGUGUUCAGAAGGAGUGAUUGCUGCCGUUUCAACACUUCUGGGGUGGAAAUUGGCUUUGUAUAUAAAGGCAAUCAAUUGC